This is a messenger RNA of Gekko japonicus, 1569 nucleotides long. RefSeq names its product leucine rich repeat transmembrane neuronal 1 (gene LRRTM1). The transcript has a single exon. NCBI's taxonomy places the organism in Eukaryota, Metazoa, Chordata, Lepidosauria, Squamata, Gekkonidae. Bases 1 to 1569 code for a protein of 522 amino acids. Gene Ontology annotation, molecular function: protein binding. The record is from RefSeq and is a predicted model, not a curated record.
AUGGAUUUCCUUCUCAUUGGUGUCUGUUUAAACUGGCUCCUGAGGAAGCCCCCGGGGUUGAUCCUGUGCACGCUGGCUCUCGUCUCCAAAAUGCUUCCAGCCGUGAGUAGUGGGUGUCCGCUCCUCUGCCGGUGCGAGGGGAGGCUAUUGUACUGCGAGUCCCUCAACCUCACGGAGAUGCCGCACAACCUGUCGGGGGUGAUGGGCUUGUCGGUGCGGUACAACAGCCUUUCGGAGCUGCGCGACGGACAGUUCACGGGGUUAAUGCAACUCACGUGGCUCUAUCUGGAUCACAAUCACAUUUGCUCCGUGGAGGGGGACGCCUUUCAAAAGUUGCGGAGGGUGAAGGAGCUCACGCUGAGCUCCAACAAGAUCACCCAGCUGCCCAACACCACCUUCCGGCCCAUGCCCAACUUGCGCAGUGUGGAUUUAUCCUACAACAACCUGCAGGCGCUGGAGCCGGACCUCUUCCACGGGCUGCGGAAGCUGACGACUUUGCACAUGAGGUCCAACGCCAUCAAGUUCGUGCCCGUCCGCAUCUUCCAGGACUGCCGCAGCCUCAAGUUUCUGGACAUAGGAUACAAUCAGUUGAAAAGCCUGGCUCGGAACUCUUUUGCCGGCUUGUUCAAACUCGCCGAGUUGCACCUGGAGCACAAUGACUUGGUGAAGGUGAACUUGGCCCAUUUCCCCAGGCUUAUUGCGCUGCACUCCCUCUGCCUACGGAGGAAUAAGGUCACGCUGGUGGUCAACUCCUUGGACUGGGUGUGGAAACUGGAGAAACUGGACCUCUCGGGCAACGAGAUCGAACACAUCGAGCCGCAUGUGUUCGAGAGCGUCCCUCACCUCCAGUCCCUGCAGCUGGACUCCAACCGGCUCACCUACAUCCACCCGAGGAUCCUCAGCUCCUGGAAGUCCCUCACGAGCAUCAGCCUUUCUGCCAACGUCUGGGAUUGUGGCCGCAACAUCUGUGCCUUGGCCUCCUGGCUGAGCAGCUUCAAGGGCCGCUAUGACAGCAACUUGCUCUGUGCCACCCCCGAGUAUGCGCAGGGCGAGGAUGUCUUAGAUGCGGUCUAUGCGUUCCACUUGUGUGAAGAUGCCAUGGACCAGACCACCGAAGGUCACCUGCAGCUGGCCGUGGCCAACAACAGCGACCAGCUGUUCAGCUACAGCCCGGCCACCCUGAACUACGACCUGCAGGAGACCGAAGGGGACAGGACGACCAAUGCCGUCACGGUAACUAUGCCCGGCCAGAACAGCGAGAACGCUGUUCAGAUCCACAAGGUGGUCACGGGGACCAUGGCCCUGAUCUUCUCCUUCCUCAUUGUGGUCCUGGUGUUGUACGUUUCCUGGAAGUGUUUCCCGGCCAGCCUCAGGCAGCUGAGGCAGUGCUUUGUGACACAGCGUAGGAAGCAGAAGCAGAAACAGACCAUGCAUCAGAUGGCUGCCAUGUCAGCCCAGGAGUAUUACGUUGAUUACAAGCCCAAUCACAUUGAGGGAGCGCUGGUGAUCAUUAAUGAGUAUGGAUCCUGCACUUGCCACCAGCCCCCAGCCAGGGAAUGUGAGGUGUGA